AUGGACCGGAAGCAUUCAGUUAAAGGAAGACUUCUGAUCCUCAUUUGCUAUUGCAGUAGUUCAUUGCAAAUUUUACACGAAUUUGUCCUGGAGGAUGAGCAAGUAUUUACGGACUGCAUAAAUGCACCGCCAGGAUCUCGGAAUGCAAGCGGUCUCUUUGACUUCUCUCGGAUGAAUUUCACUAUGGAUGAGAAUGGAAUAUACAUUGAAGGAAAUCUAACAACCGUGUGGGAUGUACCGCCUGAAGAUGUCAUUUUGGGGGAUAUGUCCAUAUCAUAUUUUGACCGUGGGUCUUGGAUACCGACUCUACUAAAUAUACAUGUGAAGAACGUGUGCAAUGUGCUAUACGAUGAGGAGCAAUACUGGUAUAAAUACUGGUUAGUCCACGUCACAAAUGUCAAGGAUGUGAAGGAUAAAUGUUUAAACAAUCCCGGAACACAAAUAAUAUUUGAACCAUUUUACUGCAACGUCGUCCUUGGCCUUGAUAUGCCAUUGAGAAGUGGGCGUUAUCUGACUACCUUUAUGCUUACUGCCCAGGAUUCAAAUGGCGUCAAACACGAAAACACGAUUUGCUUUUCAGUACGUAGUGAAAUUCAUAAGAUUCCAAAGAAUUAA
Molecule: messenger RNA, 615 nt
Organism: Drosophila serrata
Lineage: Eukaryota; Metazoa; Arthropoda; Insecta; Diptera; Drosophilidae
Source: RefSeq, a predicted model, not a curated record